Molecule: messenger RNA, 7313 nt
Organism: Pundamilia nyererei
Lineage: Eukaryota; Metazoa; Chordata; Actinopteri; Cichliformes; Cichlidae
Gene: tg
Product: thyroglobulin
Exons: 45
Coding region: 312-7187 (2291 amino acids)
Biological process (GO): thyroid hormone generation
Source: RefSeq, a predicted model, not a curated record
UUUUAUUGAAUUCUGUGAUAUAAUUUAUACAGAUAACUUUAACAAAAGUGGAGACGGGUUUUUGGUUUUGGCUGUUCACAAACUGAAUCAAAAACCAUCACAAUGAGGGCGGAGCCACCAGUUGUAGAGCUCCUCUCAUCCAAUCAGAAGGCUUCACGGCUCGCCGCUCGCCUCCUGACUUGGAGUCGAGCACUCCUGGUUCCACGCCGAUGGAUGAAGAAGUGUUUUUCAGCAGGACCUCCUCACGGUGACUCAGCAGCUGUGCAGCUUUAUAAGGAGGCAGCGAACCUCCGUCUGUCACCACGCAGACGAUGGCCCGGCUGCUCCGCAUUGCCUGCAUCCUGGUCUGCUGCCCCGCGCUGCUGCAGGGCAAAGCUUCAGAGUACCAGCUGGAGUCAGAGACACUGAGCCGAUGUGAGCUGCUGAGAGGCGUCGCUGCUGCCAAAGAGCGAGAUGAGAUCCCUCACUGCACUGAGGACGGCAGCUUCAGACCUGUGCAGUGCAGUGGGCGGGGUCAGGAGUGUUGGUGUGUCGACACUGAAGGUCAGGAGGUCACUGGGACUCGAACCAGCGGCUCAGCUCCUCAUUGCCCGUCUCCCUGCCAGCUGCAGGCCGUCCUGCGGUGUUCGCCUUCAGGCCUCUUUGAGCCAGUUCAGUGUGACUCCAGCAGGGGGCAGUGCUGGUGUGUGGAUCAGGACGGCAUGGAGCUCUACGGGACCAGACAAGACGGGAGGCCCCGCCGCUGUCCCGGCGGCUGUGAAGUGAGGUCCAGGCGGCUCCUUCACAGCUCCUCCAGGUCGUCUUCUCCUCCUCAGUGUGCUGAAGAUGGCAGCUUCCUCCCGGUCCAGUGUAAAUUCAUCAACACCACAGACAGAACAGAGCUGGACCUGCUGCACGCCUUCAACAGGUUUCCAGAAGCCUUUGAGACGUUCAGCAGCUUCAGGAAGUUUUUCCCGCUGGUUUCCUCCUACUGCUUCUGCUCAGACAGCCGAGGCCGAGAGCUGGAGAACACAGGUGUGGAGCUCCUCCUGUCUGAGGUGUACGACUCGGCGUUCUCUGGUCUUCGCUCCGGUCACUCCUUCUCUCAAACCAACAUCUACCGAGUCCUGCAGAGGAGGAUGCUGGGAGUCCGCCUCGCCCUCACCGGACACUUCAGAUGCCCAUCUCCCUGUGAGGAGGAGCGGCGAGCAGCGAUGGAGGCGAACAGCGUAUUCAUCCCAUCCUGUGAGAGCGGAGGAGCCUUCGACUCCAAACAGUGCCAGCAGGGGGGGCAGUGCUGGUGCAUUGACCCCGCGGGGAGAGAGCUUCCUGGGACUCGGCAGCACGGAGACUCCCUGACCUGCAGUUCAGGUCCAGCCGACUGCCGCUCUCAGCGCCGUCUGGCUCUGUCCCGUCUCCUCUCUGGUCCCGUUGAGCCUCCUUUUCAGGCCUCCUCUGGUAGCCCUCCAGCCUCCUGUCUCUCCCUCCUCCAGCCUCUCAGGGACCUCCUCCCAGUGGACUCUGACCCCACCUCUUUUCUGUCUCAGCUGGUCGAAGUCCUGCAUGGCCUGUUCCCCUCUGUGGGCGGGGCUCUGCAGGCUCUGACUCGCUCCUCCCCCCGGCGCUUCCAGGAGAAUCUGUUCGGAGGGAAGUUCCUGAAAAACGCAGCAGCUUUCAACUUCAGUGGGGCGGUGGGAUCUCGGGGAGCUCUCAGUCUGGACCCGCCGUCCUCUCAGAGCCUCGCUGUCCGCCUGCAGAGGAACCAGGACCUGGUCCAGUCUGUCAGCAGAGCCCUGGAGGACCCCGCCUUCCUCUCCACCCUCCAGCAGAUGCUGACGGGUCUCAGCAGCUCUCAGUCUGCCUCCGUGGAACAGGUCCUCACUCCUCUGCUGCGCUCCUGCUCCACGGAUGAUGACGAUGACCUGGCGGCCAUCUUUGUUCCCAGCUGCACACAGAGCGGUGCUUUCCAGGAGGUCCAGUGUCAGGGUGCAGAGUGUUGGUGUGUUGACCCUCAGGGGCGGGAGGUGAAGGGGUCUCGGACCGUCACUCGACGACCUCGCUGUCCGUCUCCCUGUGAGAGAGCGCGGGCGGCGGCCCUCGAGGUGAGAUCGAACAUGGCGGCCAGUGCUGAAAUCCACAUCCCGGCGUGCUCGCGGGAUGGAGACUUCCUGCCGCUGCAGUGCGUCGGCUCACGGUGCUUCUGCGUGGACGCUGAGGGGAAGACAAUGACUGUCGGGCCAGCAGGGGGCGCUGUCACCUGUCCAGAGAGAAAAGCAGAGACGCUUCGAACCUCUGCAGGUCGGUGCUCGCAGGCGUCGGCCGAGGUCGAGACCUUCAGACAGGAAGUGAAGAGCAUCGUCUCGCUCUCUAACUCCUCCCACAUCCCUCUGGGAUAUGGAUUCCUACUGGCCGAAGGUCUGCGUCUGACCCGUGAGGAACUCCAGAUCAGCCAAUCAGAGGAGGAACUGCAAGUUUCUGAGACGCUACUGAGGCGCCCCAGAGCUGCUCUGCGAUUGGCUGCUUUCUCCACUGUUCAGAUGCUGCUGCCUCGUCAGCGCCGCUCGUACCAGCCGUUUACUCCUCAGUGUGACGCCGACGGACGCUGGCUGCUCACGCAGUGUUACCACAGCACAGGUCAGUGUUGGUGUGUCGAUGAAGACGGACAGUACAUCUCUGAUUCUCUGACCAGCCGCUCGCUCAGCCUGCCCAAAUUGAGCCCUCUGACUGGAGGGACGAUACAAACGGCAACACCAAACGCAACAGGACAGCUGACAUGUCCCAGCUGGUGUCAGCUACAAGGACUCCAGUGUCGCCCUGAUGGCUCCUUCGCUCCUCUUCAGUGUGAUGUCACUUCCUGCUGGUGUGUCUCCGAGAAUGGACAAGAAGUGGGCGGGACGAGAACAUCUCGACAGACAGGCCGCACGCCAUCAUGUGACCGUCCUCUGUGCCCCGCCCCCAUCAUUACCCAUGGUGCGCUGGUGUGCCGCCCACCAGCUGAUGGACGCCAGAGCUGUGACCUUGCUUGUUAUCAUGGCUACCAGAACUCACUUGCUAUCAGCAGUUUCCUGUGUGAGACUGCGAGUCGGAGAUGGGAUGGAGACCAGAAGCUGCUGAGCGGAGCCUGUCAAAUCUCUCGGCCUCCGCAGUCCGUGUCCUCCACGCAGCUCUGGGUGUUGCCCUCGUCCUGCUCUCAGAUCAGCCGGUUACAGUCUCUGCUGCUCAACACAAUGACCAGCAGGGGGCUCUGUUCUGCACAGCUUCCCUCAUCAGGCCGCGCUGUGUCGCUAUGUGACGACUCCUCGGUGACUCUGCAGUGUGACGGUGACGACUCGCUGAGGUUGAUGGUGAGAUGGAGCGCUGCUCUCUAUGACCUCCCGACCUCUGACCUCCCAGACCUCCAUGACGUUGGUGUCUUCCUGAAUGAGUCCAGACUUCUGGAGGGACUUCAGGGAAUUCUGCGCUCCGUGUUGUCAUCAGAGCCCAAACUGGUUUCUGUGACUACACCGAGCUUCGGCUGUUCCCGUGGUUACCAUCUGGACAGCGACAGCAAGGGCUGUGUCGUUUGUCCUGCUGGCAGUUUCUCCCAGGAGGGGGUGUGUCAUCUGUGUCUUCAGGGGACUUAUCAGGACGAAGAGGGGCGGGACUUCUGCAACAGGUGUCCCACAGGGUCGUCACCUGCUGGAGCAUCAUCUGUCAAGGAAUGUGUGACCGAGUGCCAGAGGCAGGGCCUGCGGUGUUCGCAGCGAGGUGACUUCCUGCCAGCGCAGCCGGAUGUCCUCGCGAGCAGGUGGAGGUGCUUCAACAGCGAGGGGGUGGAGCUCGAGUGGAGCAGCAGUGACAAGGUUCUGACUGAUGACGAGUGCUCAGUCCUCAGCAGGUUUCAAGCUGUUCCCACAUCAGACCUGAUUGUUGGAGCUGCAGAUGCUGAAGUGCUGCAGACGAUGACCUCUGACCUCACUGCCUGUGUCCGGGCGUGUGCAGCACAGCCUUCCUGCCACCAUGUGGCGCUGUUCAACAGCCAGACUCAGUGUGAACUGUACAGCACACACAGCCUGAACACACACUGCAACACCUCCCAGCAGUCCAGAGGUUUUCUGGGUAAUGCUCAGGCUGAGCUGUUUGAUUCGCUAAGCUGCUAUCUGAGAGUGAGGGGCGGAGCUUCAGAUCUGCUGGUCAUCAGGAAGAAAGGUGCAGAGUUUUCCUCGCAGCAGCAGCACAGUUUUGUGAGGAUGAGGAUGAUGAAGGCGAUCUCAGGUGUGUUCAGGACUCAGGUGUUCUCCUCCAGGUGGACCUCUCUUUCCGACGCUCAUCGUUUCUGUCAGGUCGGCUGCAGCCGCGACACCUGCUGCGACGGAUUCAUCCUCAACCAGAACAGCCUGGAGGGAGGGUCCCUACUCUGUGGCUGGUUGAGAGCUCCAUCAGUGCUGAUGUGCGGGGACCGGGACUGGGAUGUGAUUGGUCAGGGAGCGGCCAAACGCACUUGCGGGGCGGGGCUUACCUACAACGAGCAGCAGCGCAGCUUCAUGUUUGACUUUGGAGGACAGGAGUUCACCAUCACUGAUUCUGCUCUGCCAGCUGACAGCAAGAACAGGAAGGACUAUCAGGCCUCCAUCAUCAGCUUCCAAGCCAUCUACCUGAACACUGCUUCGGCCGUCGGCGGUUCUGGUUCUUCUUCGUGUGCUGCAGCUGAGCUCAGCCCUCCUCUGGACGCUUCAGUUCAGCUGAAGUUUGCGUCUCUGUCUGAGGACGACGUUCUCGUGGAUCCUCAGAGGAAGCUCCCCGCUCUCUCCUUCUGGCUCAACAAGAACAACUACAACUCCCAGCAGGCACAGCUCUGGUGUCUCACGCGUUGUGACGAGGAGCCGCAGUGCUCGGUUGCUGACCUCAGAGAUGCUGACUCGGCAGGUUUCUUCAGCUGCUCGUUGUAUCCGGACAGCAGAGUUUGUGGAGCAUACGAUAAACCUCUGAGACGACCCUGCAGCCCCCUGCUGGACAGAGCACCCAACAACACCUACAGCAAGAAGGGAGCCUCUGAUGUGGUGUGUUUAGCUCUGAUUAGUCUCGGGGUUCAGACCUGCAGCGAAGACGACGUGACGACCUGGAGGACUCAGGACUGCAGACCAUCAGCAGUGAAGACCACACCGGACCCCUUUGGCUGGUACCAGAAACCCGUGAAUCAGUGGAGUCCGUCUCCUGCUCUCUGUCCUCCGUUCAGCCUGCCACCGACCAAAACCAACAUUUCGCUGGACGACUGGAGUCUCCUCGCCAACUCUUCAGUCCUCGUCGACCCGUCUCUCUCUACCUAUGAUGUCAUCCACGUGAGCCGUGAUGUCGCCGAUGACAGAGAUAUGACCAGGAACUGGUGUCUCCAUGCCUGCCAGGAGGCGGAGUCUUGUGCAGCUGUGUCACUCAGUGAGGUGGAGUCCGCCACGCGCUGCGUUCUGUACCCUGACACGACAGUCUGUGGCCUAAGCUCCGCCCUUGAAUCCCCCGCCUCGUCUUCCUGUCGACUGGUCGUGAGAGAGCCCGCCCCCCAGGUGUACCUGAGACGCGGUGUUUUCUCAGAGCUGUCACAGACGUCCGUUUCUAUCCCGGGCCAGGGGGUGCUGCAAGGCGUCGCCGUGGAAACAGCACUGGCAUCAGACAGGAGGACAGUCGUUCAGUUCCUCGGAGUCCCGUACGCUCGUCCUCCAAUAGGAUCGCUCCGCUUUGAAGCAGCUCAGCCGGCUGAGUGGAUGGGAACCUGGGACGCCACCAAACCACGCCCCAGCUGCAUCCAGCCUGGUGACGCAGCCUCUGCAGCCUCCAGUGAGGACUGUCUCUACCUCAACAUCUUCACUCCGGCUGACCUGAGGGGGCGUGUUCCAGUCCUGGUUUUCUUCUUCAACCCUUCAGCCAAUGAGAACCCAGGACUGUUGGAUGGCUCCAUCCUCGCUGCUAUGGGUAAUAUCGUCGUGGUAACAGCGAGUUACCGGACGGCGGCGCUGGGAUUCCUGAGCACAGGUGAGUCUGGUCUCCAUGGUAACUACGGCCUCUCGGACCAGGAGGCAGCGCUGCGCUGGGUCAAAGACCACAUCUCGCUGAUGGGCGGAGACAACAGCAGAGUGACGGUGGGGGCGGAGCGUGGUGGUGCUGACAUCACCAGCCUUCACCUCCUGUCUUCGUCUCGUCCUCUGUUCCAGAGGAUGAUGCUGAUGGGCGGGUCAGCGUUUUCUCCAUCACUGGUUCAGACUCCGUCCACCUCCAGACGUCAGGCCCUCGAUCUGGCCAAGGAGCUCGGCUGUGUGACCUCUGACCUCGCGGCCUGCCUCAGAGCGUCAUCUGUCCACACGCUCAACGCCGCUCAGACAAAGCUGUUGGCGGUCAGCGGGCCGUUUCAGUCCUGGUCUCCGGUCCGUCAGUCCGUCUCUCGGUCGUCCUUCCACAGAGUGGACCUGCUGCUGGGAACAUCAGAGCACGAUGGUCUGAUCAGCCGUGCUCGCAAGAUAAAGGACUUUGAGUCUCUGCAGGGCAGAGCUGACAGCAAGACGGCGUUUUACGAGGCUCUGAGCCGCUCGCUGGGCGGAGCCACGGGAAAUGAGCUGCUGAAGGAGGCGGCGGCGUGGUUCUACUCGCUGGAUCACAGUCCCUCAGCUGCUGGAUACAACCUGUUCUCCAGAGCGCUCAACAACGCCACCAGAGACCUGUUCAUCAUCUGUCCCACGCUCCAGAUGGCGAGGCACUGGGCGGAGAACAGAGCUAACGUCUUCCUGUACCACCAACCCACCUCCAGCGCUCACGACAGGGCCGACGUGUACCUUCCUCUGGAUGUUCAGCUCGCCUUCGGGACACCUCAUCAUCCAAUGAGCUCUCAGCGCUUCGCCUCCUCUGAUCGGCGCCUCUCUCUUGCCAUGAUGACCUACGUCUCCAGCUUCAUACGGAGCGGGAACCCAAACCCAUCCCGAUCGUGGGCGGAGUCAGUUCUGCCCCGCUGGCAGCCAGUGCUGUCCUCAGAGGCUCCGCCCACCUACCUGGAGCUAAGCACUAACCUCCAUCAUCAGCGGGGUUUGAGUCAGAGCUCCUGCUCCUUCUGGACCCAACUGGCACCCAAACUGACGAGUCUGACAGGUGCAUCGGGGGCGGAGCCUGUUCAGCCUGCACUGACCCCUGAACCCCCAGUGGCUGCUCCAUCCAGCCAAUCCCAGACUGAGAAAGAUGCCUACAGCUAAACUAAUGACAUCAUCACCCACUUAGGGGACUUCACAGUUUCAUCUCCCAUAAUUCACUUUGAUUCAGAUGGUUGCUGUUGAUCAGUUUUGCUCAUAAUCAUUAAUAAAAAGCAUCUCAAACUCUCA